This is a messenger RNA of Cylicocyclus nassatus, 393 nucleotides long. The record is from the annotation of a GenBank genome assembly. NCBI's taxonomy places the organism in Eukaryota, Metazoa, Nematoda, Chromadorea, Rhabditida, Strongylidae.
AUGAUUCCACAAAUUCUUGCCCUGCUUCUCGUAGCCACCGCAAUUAGUGCUAAACCUAUGCCAGAAGACAAACCGGACGGAACCCCAAUGCCUCCUCUUGGUGGCCCAAAACCACUCGGUGGACCAAUGAACAGCUCCCCCGGAGGACCUCCACCUAUUGGUUCUAAUCCUGGACUCCCGCCAAUUGGACAGUCCCCGCCACCCGGUGCACCAGGAGCACCCGGAAUGCCCGGAGCUCCCGGAGCUCCACCAACUCCACCAUCACCUCUAGGAGCACAACCCGGACUGCCUGGAGCUCCACCUCCACCAGGACUGCCUGGAGCAAACACUCCACCAACUGGACUUCCCGGAGUUCCCGGACUUCCUGGAGCGCCCGUAGUUACUAAUGGUUAA